AUGCGGAGAUUAGGACGACAGUUUCCGCAUCGUAUGGCCUUUUCACGGCUACCUCUUCUUCUUUCGCACCGCAGCGUGGCAACAGACGGUUGGGACGGCAGUAGUGAUGGUGUGAAUAUGAAUAAUAACAUGAGUAGUGCUGCUAGUAAUAGUAGUGGUAGUAGCUAUUACGAUUACCUUGAUCACCUUUGGAAUCGUCAGUGGUUUGGUGCGACGGAGGGUUUAGAGCCGCUGCCAGAGACAUCACCAUUUGCUAAUUUAUUUGUUGGAUGUCAAGAAAUGUUAGGACUUGAGCCGGCCAUCGCUAUUCUUCUCUUUGGUGCUAUCAGUCGUCUCUCUACACUUGGCUUCUCUCUCUAUGGAGAGCGGGCAUCAGAGCGGAUGCGAAGAGCCAUGCAGCGAUUAAAGGCACCGCAUGAGGCCUUUCAGCGAGUGUACUAUCGUGAGGGAUCAAGUGCGUUGGAUAUACAACUUGCUGCUACUGCAUUGAAAGGUGAACGUCGCCGUGUUUUUUCUGAAGAGAAGACAUCUAAUUUAAAAUGUUUGACAUCAUUAAUGGGAACACCUAUUGUACUUUUUGGACUUUUUCAAACAACUGCUCUUUGUGAAAAUCCACGACUUGAUAUUGGUACCUCCUCAUUUUUGUGGUGUACAGCAAUGACAUUACCAGAUCCUUAUGGAGUAAUCCCAACAGUGUUUUGUCUUUUGACGUUAAUGAAUUUUGAGUUGUCUAUCAGUAAAGAAAUGAAAAUUGGAUGGAUGUCCAAUAUUAUCUGGGGAGCACGUUUGGGAUGUCUUUGUGUUCUUCCUGCUAUGAUACAUAUCCGUGCUGGAGUUGCACUCUACUUUGUUGGUAUGAGUUUGAUUGGUUUACUUCAACCGUUAUUGCUGCGCAUGGAUGUAUUCCGUAAACGUUUUGAUUUUCCAGAUCAGAAACUUGUAAAAGAUAAGAAGUCUACAACUUCAGAUGAUGAACUUCACACACGUAUGUCUGUUCAAUUUCCUUACUUGGCCCAUUUAUUUAACCCAGAAUCGGAGGAAAACACAGAAUUGUUAAAGAGUGCAUCUAAUGUAAGAAGACCUAUUUCUUCCUGUUGUAAUCAACGUGAAGCUUCCGCCCACGUGGGAGGUUUACACUCCAUUAUGCGGGAAGAAAUACCACGCAUGGGAGGACGUUCACAUUCCUCAUCUACUACUACUAAUACUACUACUACUUCAGCAACAGCUUCAUCAUCAUCAUCAAGGAAAGGGGCUGAUUUCGCAAAGUCAGGAUGGAAGACGACACAAUUGGAAUUUAGUGAAGAAGACUUUAUUUCUGAACUAGGUGGAUUCGACAAGGGAAAAGGUAAUGAAAGAAAGUAG
Trypanosoma theileri is the source of this 1362-nucleotide messenger RNA. RefSeq names its product preprotein translocase subunit YidC. The coding region runs from base 1 to 1362 and encodes 453 amino acids. Lineage: Eukaryota; Euglenozoa; Kinetoplastea; Trypanosomatida; Trypanosomatidae. Gene Ontology annotation, biological process: protein insertion into mitochondrial inner membrane from matrix; mitochondrial respiratory chain complex IV assembly. The transcript has a single exon. Gene Ontology annotation, molecular function: membrane insertase activity. Gene Ontology annotation, cellular component: mitochondrial inner membrane. The record is from RefSeq and is a predicted model, not a curated record.